Oreochromis niloticus (Nile tilapia) is the source of this 2515-nucleotide messenger RNA. RefSeq names its product DnaJ (Hsp40) homolog, subfamily C, member 5 gamma b (gene dnajc5gb). The record is from RefSeq and is a predicted model, not a curated record. The coding region runs from base 197 to 856 and encodes 219 amino acids. NCBI's taxonomy places the organism in Eukaryota, Metazoa, Chordata, Actinopteri, Cichliformes, Cichlidae. The transcript is spliced from 7 exons.
CUUCCGGCUUCUGUGUUGCGGCUCCUUUCACAACUUCCCUCCAGGUCAUGAGGAGACACAGUUAACAUAAAAAAGGUCGUGUAACUGAGUUAUUUUAAUGAAUAAAUAUUAAAUUAGUCAACGGACAACUUUCCGACUCUAUGAUUCGACGGAAAACAGCGAAUAUCUUUAUUUAUCUGAAAACACAUCCUGAAACAUGGAGGAUCCAAACAGACCACAGAGGAAAAUGUCAACAACAGGAGAGAGUUUGUACAAGUUGCUGGGAGUGGAGAAGGGAGCGUCUCCUGACGAAUUGAAAAGAGCCUACAGGAAAAUGGCCUUAAGGUAUCACCCUGAUAAGAACCCAGACAACCCCGAAGCAGCUGAGAAGUUCAAGGAGAUCAAUAAUGCCCACUCCAUCCUCACUGAUGUGGACAAGCGUGGUAUCUACGACCAAUAUGGAUCCAUGGGCCUCUCUGUGGCCGAGCAGUUUGGGGAGGAGGGAGUCAAAUAUUACUUUCUCAUGUCCAAGUGCUGGUUCAAGACCCUGUUUGUGUGCUGCACUAUUUUCACCUGCUGCUGCUGUUGCCUCUGCUGCUGUUGCUGCUGCGGAAAGUGCAAACCACAUGAUGAAGAGGACAAUUUUGUCUACAUGGACCCUGAGGACCUGGAGGCUCAGAUCAGAGAACAAGAUGCAGCAGACCAUCCCGUAAUAGUUAUUCAGCCAAACUCUAGCGAUGCUGCUAUCCAUUCAGCAGACCAUCCCGUAAUAGUUAUUCAGCCGAACUCUAGCGAUGCCAAUAUGUAUUCAGGGGAGAACACGCCGAUUGUGAUUCAGACUCAUGCAGCCAAGGGGGGUUCGGGACCUGGAGAAUGAACGAAUGUAUCAAACACUGAAGUGCAGAAAAUGUUUUCAUCUCAGAGAUUUGUUUGUUUACAUGAGUCAAACUGCAAUUUAUUUGAUUGUGCCAUAGAUAUUUUUUUAAAAUGUGCUUUUUCUUUGAUCCAGUCUCGUAUUUAUUCAUUUUAAAUGUUAAAUUUCUGAAUUUUGGGCGGAGACAAAUAACAAAGCCAUGCAGAUCAAAGCCUCUGAGCUCGGGAUAAUUGUUUAUAUUCCUGCGCACUUUAAACUCACACAUUCAUAUUGAAUGUUCUGAAUAUUCUGAAGGUGCCAUGAUCAGAGCACGUUUUGGCCCAAGAUUCAGAAAUUUUCAGAUUUUUAUUUUUAAUAUGCCGAUUCAGGGGUUUCUGUGGAAGCUUGUUUCCAGCACUGAAAAAGGAUUUAAAAAAUGCCAAGCGUAAAUCAGAAUUUUGGUGUCAGAUCUCAAAGUUACGACUCAAUAACUCAGGAUUUUAAGUGAAGUCUCACUUAAAGUUUCACCUAAUCAGACGUUUGAGCCAGCAAGUUGAAAGUUUGAGAUGGUGACUUGAAAUUUCAACUUUACUUUGCCUCGCAGUUUUCAGUGGCUGGGGAAAAAGAACGCUUGUUCGGUCGUACUGCACAUAGAAACAGACUGUACGUUAAAGGGUUUACUGAUGUGGCCACAGAUCACACACAGAUUUAUCAAAUAACAAAGGUUUAGUUUUAAAAUUUUAGCGCUGCCUUAGGUGACACGGUUGCUAGGUUGUAAAUGAGUCGUUGAAGUUUAGUCUUGUGAUACUUGAGAGAUUUUAAGGAAUUACUAAAUCGCCUUCUGAGAGUUGGAUGAAGACUGUUGAUCACAUUUGUGUUUGUCCACUUGAAAUCUACUAAGGAUGGUAAUGACUUAGGGCAUUUACAGGAAGACUCAUAAUUGUAAAACAACAGCUUCAAAAUCAAACCAGAUUUAUAUACUUUUAAUUAACACAAAAAGUUCGAAUUUACUUCAAUGGUAUGUUUAGAAAUUAGUCCCAAAUGAGUUAGAUUUAACUGUGAUUGGAUGGGCGAGUGCAGUAAUGUGUAGAAACCAAAGAAGUCACAUGGAGGUUUCUGCUGUAGCGCCCUCUUUGUGUCUGAUUUCACCUAGCAACAACCAGCAAGCCCCAGGAACCACUCGCCAACCAGCUGGGGGAGCACACCUUUUUGCAAGCCGCCUCCUCCCUCACUACCUAAAGCAAAAAACCUGUUGGACCAGUGGACCAUUGUUUGUUCUGUUUGUGCAGAGAUUAAACAAAAGAAAUGUGUUUCGGACAUGUUGAUUGAUGUUUCCACUUGUGAUGUUUUUAACCUUUAUGCUUAAGUCCCUUUUGCUCCAGCUCAAGCUUACUUAAUUACACACAGGCACAGUGACAAUAAUCGGUUUUAACUCCUGGAAAGAAAGUGAGCCAGUGUUUUAAAAGAGGUACAGUUGGUCAUUUUUGUCAUUGCACGUAAGUAAAAAAAAAUAUGCAGAGAGGUGAAUAGAAAGUCGUGUGAAUUUUUCUACACUUGACACUAAAACCAUCGUAGUUUUUUUUUUCUUUAGAAAAUAAGAACGCAGCUUUCUGAUUUAUUGCCAUUUUGACUUCUUUGUGUAUGUCGUGAUUGUCGUGUAAAGUCAGAGCUAUAUUUAUGAUU